AAUGUACAAAUCAUUUAUAUGUGAUUAAAAACGUCUUUCCACGUGAUAAUAAACUUUUGACAAGCAUACAGUUGAAAAGGUUUUCAAUAUUCAGAGGAAAAAUAUUCAUCGUCUUCUUAUAUUAUUCUAAUACAAAGCGCUCUUAGUGUCUGGAUGUUUGUGGAUUUGUAUUAGCGAUCUAAUAUUACAUUACAAAUUAAGGACACCAUGUGGUCAGAUGAAAACCAUUGUAUUAACUUCUGUAUUUUCUGUGAAAGAUUCAUGGUGACCUUACAAGGGCCAGAGUCAAAUACCACAUUUGGCCUCCUUGCCACACUCUUUAAAACAAAAUGCGAGAUUUUAAGGUUACCAGUAAGUGAAAAUAAAACACAAAUACAUCUCAAGAACAAAAGGAGAUGUUGUGUUUCCAAGUGUUUAUAAGAGUUGGCGGCAGAAGAAAAGGGUGUCGGGGGAAAGUGGCACUUCUCAUUGGUGUGGUUGUGCAAAUCCUAUUAAUAGCCUCUGUAUUUCAGCAGCUGUCCCUCAGCUCCCUGCCUAGCACCUCUCAAGUUUCGGCACUCCUCAGACCCAACCCUCCCUCCACAGAAGUUCCCUCCUACUCAAUCCAGACUUGUGGGUGCUCUUGCACAGACUCGGGUCUUAGUCCUGCUGUGCCGCUUCAGUGACAAAGGCAAGAUUGGAAGGUUAACCAGGCCUGGAGAGAAGGUAAUGGACUCAGGCCUCUGGUGGAUUGUGUGUGUGUACCGGUAUGUGUGCUCAGGUCUGCCUAGCACUUACAUUUUUGACUUAGAUGGUGUUUUCGGAGUGACUUUUGGAAACUAUUUUUAGGUGUCUGAUGAUGAGAGAUGGUGAAACAUUGUUAUCUAGAGCACAGCUCCUGUGUUCUUGAAGGUCUUCAAACUUGACAUGUUGGUUAAUCGUGUGAUUGGCUAAAAUAUUUGUGCCUCUGCUAAAUUCUGAGCUUUAUUAAGUCAGAGACUGGCAUUUAGAUUGAAGGACAGUAGUUUGGAUUUCAAUAUGAUUUAAAUGACACGGUUUUACUUAGUAAAAUAAAAUAAAGUCCUCUCUGUCCUGGUAGGAAAUGACAUGAGCAACAUUUGACAUGCUUCCUCACUCCACUCCUCCACUGCAGCAAACCUCAUCUGAUGCACUCAUGUUCAUUCAUUGCCAGAGCUGAAAUCUAACAUUAAGGUGAAAAACAAAACCACAAGUCAGAUUUGUUAUUCAUUUAACUUCUCAUUAUUAGUGAUCUUUUUUCCCCACAACCAAUGACUAUUUAUUUAAAACAUAACCUACAAAAGGCAAGACAUGUAUUUGAAUGUAGUGAAGGUGAAUUGGAAACUUUAAGUACAUUAAGUCCUGGGUUUCAUUCCACCAAGCAAUCUGUUUCAAAGUAUCCUAGAUCUCACUUACUUUCCUUGAACAAGGAUCAAUAGUCUCUUUAUUGCAGUCAGUUUUAUUGAGUAGAGUAAUUUUCCUCUUUCUUGGGCUUUUUUUCAUCUUGUUUUCCAGAUUACUAUGUUUUUCCUGAAUUACUGAAAUACUUCCUAUAAAAUAAAAUCUGAAAUAAUCUUGUGUGAACCUCCAACCACUGACACAUCCUUAAAAAAAGACAAUUAUUGUGCAAGAAAUACUGAGAAAAUCAGAUAAAAUAGCACUGAAAAAAAAAAACAAAGCACCACAAUAAAUCUGCUUUAAAAGCAAAUACUCCAAAGGAAUAAAGGACAAAAAAAAUCACAACAAAAGAAAUAAUUACCAAUAAAUAAAUAAAUAAAUAAAAGCCUGAGAUAAAUUGCUAAAAAAAAUAAAGAUUAUGCUUUUUCAAGUAAAUGCAACACAUGUCUGUAUGUCUUAUGUUGGCUUUCGAAGAUGGUCUUUAUUCUAUGUACUAGGUGAGCAUGAUUUCUGUUGGCUGCUAUGUGAAAAGUUCAUGCAUUCAUCAUGCUGUUCAUGUCUUCUGUUCUGAGUGCAGUGUGGUCUCUGUCUUGACUGUGUAUGUGUUUCAGUUUUCAUUCGCUUUAAAACUCCUGCUUUAAUAAGCCUCCUUUUCCGUACUGUCUCUUCCACUGUUUCUCAUCAUUCCAUCCAUGUAUUCUCCCCAUAGCCAGCUUGUUCCAUGACUUCUGGUCUGUCAUCAUGGCGUACAAAUCACGCUUUUCAUUUUGGGAGCAAAAGGGAAGUCUCGUUUUUCUGUUUGUUUGCAACUUUGGCAAUGUCAAAUGUUUGCUUGACUUGCCUUCUCCAUGCAUGUCUCUUGAAGAGUUUGGGUUUGAUGUUUUUCCUUGGCUUCUUUUUGUUUAGGUUAAAGUUGAAAACAAGCCAGCUGUAAGUGUCUUUUCCACUUCUUUGUUCAGGUUUAUCUAGAGGAAAACUCAGAAAUUACUUGGUGUGCUUUGGUACUAAUAAAUACUCGACAUAAAAACUAAAAUUAGUAGUGAUGGGUAGAUGGGGUAUCAUGAAACAGUACUGCAGGUUGAUGUGCUAAUUUUUAGGGGCCACUGGAUGGCGCUCUUGUUUUAUGAAUGAAGUGAGGUUGCAUUGAAUUCAUUGUUUAAGUCCAGACAUUUUACAGCAUUCGGUACCACCUGGUGGCCAGUGAAAAUCAGGUCACUGUUUCAUGAACCCUAAUCAACCCUUCAAUAUUGUAUCAUGAAACCUCACCUACCCAUCACUACGAAGAAGAAAUGGACCCACCACAUGGCCCAAUCUCUCAAGGUUAAGGUUUUUAUUUUAAAUAAAAAAAUAAAAUAAAACAAAAGAGUGCAACACUUGACUUGAGAAUUAAAGAUAAUGAGUAGCUUUAAAACCCAGUGUAGCUUGAAAAAAAGUGACUGAGAAAUUAAUUAAUCUUUUGUUUUUUUCAUCCAGAAUUGAUACAAACGAUGAGCACUAAAUUUCCAAAUAAUAAAAUCUAUACUUUCCAAUGCGUUAAAUUAAGUUAAUUAGAACAAUAGCAGGUUUUAUUGACGCUAAACAGGAGAAAAAUAAACAUUUAUGCAUUGAAGGUGUUUAAUAUGAAAAGAACAAUGAAACUGAAAAUAUAAACUCAACGGUUGCCAUGAUGAAUAUUUUCUUAAUGCAGGUGAACCACUGACUUCACUGUCUUCCUGACCUAGAUGAACUCUGCCUCGUACCCAUUACCACCUGGGAUUAGCUCCAGUUCUCCCGUGUCUGAGUUCAGGAUUAGUAGGAGAAGAUAAAUGAUAACACAGAGGGAGAUUCACUUGCUGGCGAUGACAUACCGAUAGAGGCAGAGGUGUUCGGAUUAGACCUGUCUCACUGAGUCGGUAUAUUAAUCUACACCCAAGGCAAGCAGUUUAUCAGCGAGCCACAUGAACAGGAAGGCUUGAAAACAUUGUGAAGAUGUCUGGUUCCUCUUGUUCAGGUUUUAAAAUCCACCCCAUAUUAUCAACCACUUGAGUCCUUGUUUUUAAAAUGUUGGCAUUAUAUACUUUCCAUUAACUUCCUUGUUAUUAUAAUAACUAUAAUAACUAUGAAUGUUGACAGGACAUUUUGGAGUCCUAACACCUCAUAUCAUAUAUUAAGUCUCCAAAGUCUCAGUUGUGACUUCUAAUGUCUUCUUUGUACUAUGAGAUCUUGGUGGUUGUUAGUCUGUAAAUCUUAUCCCAUUUGAAAUGAAAAUAAAUAUAAGACGACCCUAAUAUUGACCAAAUCAGUGCGGAACACUAACACAAAGUUAUUUAUUUCUUCUGCUUCAGCAGUUGAUCUAUUCUGUCUGGUGAUGUAAUGGGCACCGUCCUUCUUUUGUCUGUACACAGUCUGAUGUUGAUAGUGGUCAGAUUGCCUCUUCGGUAGACACUGGGAAUUCACUGCCAUCCGCUGAACCACCAGCUGAACCACCAGCUGAUAAGUCCAAUAGUACCAUGGGUGGUACUGAGCCAACGGGGGAGGAGCAGGGUGCCACUGGUAAGAAGGUGGUACGAGUUGUAAGACGAGUCGUUAGACGUGUUAUUCCAACCGGGACGGAGGUCCAAAACCUGCCGGUGACUACUGAGGGAUUCAGAGCUGCUGCUGGAGCCGAGUCUGCACCCAGAACAUCCAAGCCUGUGCGUGAAGAUGGGGAUGAUAUAUCCAUGGGCUUGACAAGCCUGAUGGGAAGAGGUCGAACCAAAGACCACAGACCUCGAACUCGCAACCAGGACCGCAAAGAGGACAUGACGGAGGAUGGGAAGCAGCAACAGGAGGAGGAGGAGGAGGAGAAAGAAAAGGAAGCAGGCAAGGAAGAAAAGGGCGCAGAAGAACAGCAAGAACAAUCGACCCCUUCUAUCCCAGCGCAACCUAAACCUAACCCAUUCACCCCGCCCCCAGGAUUCAUCCCUGCCCCCAAAUUGGACCCAUUAGCUCCACCUGCUGGUUUCAUCCCUGCUCCAAAACAGAAUCCAUUAUCACCGCCGCCUGGAUUUAUCCCAAGAAAAGCUACCCCAGCUCUCACCAAACAAAAUACUCUGCCCAGACCAGUUGGUUUCAUUCCUGUUCCAAAAGUGGACCCUCUGGCGCCGCCUGCAGGGUUCAUCCCAAAGCCUCGCACGGUAGCUGUGAAGAGACCUGAGGUACUGAGUCGGGCAGUGCAUGAUUGGUGCCAUAACUCUGAGUGGAGCAUGAUGAGUGAAUACCACCAGGAAUGUCAAUCCAAGGGUUGGGGAUCUGAUGAUGCUUCCCAGCUAUAGGUCUGAGCAAUUCAUGGACUGAAAAUAACAUUUGAAAACAU
Messenger RNA from Synchiropus splendidus (mandarinfish), 4729 nucleotides. RefSeq names its product WW domain-binding protein 11-like. Lineage: Eukaryota; Metazoa; Chordata; Actinopteri; Syngnathiformes; Callionymidae. The coding region runs from base 3885 to 4688 and encodes 267 amino acids. The transcript has a single exon. The record is from RefSeq and is a predicted model, not a curated record.